Messenger RNA from Aspergillus costaricaensis CBS 115574, 618 nucleotides. RefSeq names its product cupin domain-containing protein. The transcript is spliced from 2 exons. The record is from RefSeq and is a predicted model, not a curated record. Bases 1 to 618 code for a protein of 205 amino acids. NCBI's taxonomy places the organism in Eukaryota, Fungi, Ascomycota, Eurotiomycetes, Eurotiales, Aspergillaceae.
AUGAACGGCUUGUCAAGGUGCUUGGGAAGACAAAUCACACAACACGCGAAAACACCUUUCUUCAGGAAGUGCAAUACGACCCCACUACGUCUUUCUGGCGUUCAUCUCCGAAGAUACUCAGACCAGAGCUCAAAAUACAACGGCAACAUGACUACUCAGCCUCCCAAGAACGAGAUGGUGUACAUGCCAGGGGUGAUGUCACCGAGUCGAUCGUUUGGAGUAUUCCGUAAGGUCCUUCACACUGGUCUGUAUUCGCAAUUUGUGGCGAUGGAAGUCCCGGUCAACGGCGAAAUUGGUGACGAGAUUCAUACCGUCGAUCAAGUGCUGAUAUUCACCCAUGGCACUGGCAAGGCAAUUGUUGCUGGGAAGGAACAAGAGGUCAAACAGAACGAUGUCGUCAUAGUCCCAGCUGGCACUCAACACCAGUUUUUGAAUAUCGGAAAUACGCCACUUGAAGUAGUCACCAUAUACUCCCCGGCUGAACAUGACCCGCGUACAGUACAUCAGACCAAGGCAGAGGGCGAUGCACAGGAAGAGGCUGGCGAGGAUGAAGCACCAGAGUGGAGUCAACGGAGCAAGUCGGAGAACGAGAAGAUUGGGCUGGUCAAGCCGCCAUAA